AUCAAAUAAAAAACAGAACAAAGAAGAAACACAUUCAUAUUCAUACACAAAAACAUAUUACAAUGGCAGGAAUCAUUAACAAAAUUGGUGAGACCCUUCAUAUAGGAGGGGAUAAGAAAGAAGGUGAACACAAAGGAGAGAGCCAUGUUGAACAACAACAUGGGUAUGGUGGAGAGCACAAAGGAGAGCAACAUGGUGUGUAUGGAGGAGAGCACAAAGGAGAGCAACAUGGUUUGUUUGGUCAUGGAGGUGAGCACAAAGGAGAGCAACAUGGUGUGUUUGGAGGAGAGCACAAAGGAGAGCAGCAUGGUGUGUAUGGUGGAGAGCACAAAGGAGAGCAACAUGGUCUGUUUGGUCAUGGAGGAGAACACAAGCCAGAACAACAUCAUGGAGAACAAAAGGAAGGAUUUUUAGAGAAGAUCAAGGACAAGGUCCAUGGUGAAGGUGGAGAGGGUGAAAAUAUCAAAAAGAAGAAGGAUAAGAAGAAACGUGGUGAACAUGGUGGUGAACAUGGCCAUGACAGCAGCAGCAGUGAUAGUGAUUAGAUCUUAUAUAAUUCCUCUGUUGCAUCUUGAUGAGAGGUGUAUGGAAUCAUAAGUGACAGCUAUGUCCUCCUGUGUUUUAAUUUCUUCUUCUAGAUAUCUAUAUAUUAUGUGAGUGAGAGAAAAAAAAAAUGUGUGUUUCUAGUUGCUAAUUCGAGUGCUUGUAAUAAUAUGCUGUUAGUUUGGUUUGUAAAACCCUACUGCUUUAGUUAAUUAUGUUUGCUUUUAUAUCAUCAAAAAGAAAUAAUAAGAAUUUCUAUUAUUAUUAA
Cicer arietinum (chickpea) is the source of this 811-nucleotide messenger RNA. RefSeq names its product drought-responsive protein. The record is from RefSeq and is marked validated. Lineage: Eukaryota; Viridiplantae; Streptophyta; Magnoliopsida; Fabales; Fabaceae. Gene Ontology annotation, molecular function: metal ion binding.